AUGAAGCAACCUUUCACACAACUUGCUCACUCCAUCGUAAAUCAAAGUUUUUCUUCAACUUGGAACAUGUCAAAAAUUACGAAAAAAAAUGCAAGACGAUUGUCUCUCAUUAAUCACAAUCCUUCCCUACAGCUGAACGAUGCCUUGUUCGAAAAAUUUAAAAUUCAUAUGAGAAGUUAUCGGAAUUGUGUGCCAUUUUCAAUGAAGUUUGAAGAGAUGAAUAAUAUCAAGUCGAUCGAACAUAAAUUGCACUGUCCCUCCCAAGCCAAGAUUUCUCACUCACACAAUUGUUUGUGCAUCUCUGAUAAUUUAGAUUCUGAACUGAAAUUUUUUGAUUUGAUUACUCAUGAAUAUUUAGGAGGCUUUCUUGUUGAAGGAGUGACUGGUUUGUUAAUUGAAGAGAAUUUUGAUGAUCAACAAAAUGAUGCUAUUUAUUUUGGAAAGAAUAAGUAUACUUUCAAAUAUAGAGUGAAGGAUUUAAUGAGAUUAGGAUCAAGUGCUGAUUGUAUUUGGAAAAUUGAAAGAAAUCAUAUGUAUGGAAUGGCAAUUAGAACAAUUGGAAAUCAGAAACAAUUAUUCAGAUAUAGUGCUUCCCAAGGAGUUAUGGAUAUUAUAGAUACUGUGAAUGGAAAGGUCAUUAAAGAGUUGAAACUUGAAAAACUCGACAGAGUAAUGGAUAUUAUUUUCAUCAAUCCAAAAAGAAUGCUUGUUGCUGAACUUUUUCAUAAUGCAUGUUUUAUUUAUGAUGAAAUGAACGAAAAUGAAUGGAAAUUGAUACAAACAAUUGAAAAAGCAGAGAAUAUUUAUUUUAGUCAACCAUUAGGAUUGGCAAUUGACAGAACAGGAGGGAAAAUAUUUCUUUCAGAUUAUGACAUUAAGAGAAUUGUUGUAUUUAAUGAGAGUUUAGAUUUGAUUGAUUGUCAUUAUCCAGAAUCUCUGAAUCCAUUUCGUCUCGAUUUUGAUGAAACAACAGGAUUACUCUAUAUUACUGAUCAACAAGAUGAUUCCAUUAGAAUAUUUAAAUAG
Naegleria gruberi is the source of this 1026-nucleotide messenger RNA. RefSeq lists its product as uncharacterized. The transcript has a single exon. NCBI's taxonomy places the organism in Eukaryota, Heterolobosea, Eutetramitea, Acrasida, Naegleriidae. The record is from RefSeq and is a predicted model, not a curated record. Bases 1 to 1026 code for a protein of 341 amino acids.